Messenger RNA from Canariomyces notabilis, 2064 nucleotides. RefSeq names its product Galactokinase. Gene Ontology annotation, molecular function: ATP binding; galactokinase activity. Gene Ontology annotation, cellular component: cytosol; cytoplasm. Gene Ontology annotation, biological process: galactose metabolic process; carbohydrate phosphorylation. Bases 249 to 1832 code for a protein of 527 amino acids. The transcript has 2 exons. NCBI's taxonomy places the organism in Eukaryota, Fungi, Ascomycota, Sordariomycetes, Sordariales, Chaetomiaceae. The record is from RefSeq and is a predicted model, not a curated record.
GAUCUCUCUUUCCUAAUCCGACCGCAAUAUCGGUCAAGGGUUAACUGCUACUGGCUCAAUUUAUGUGGUGUACUUCGUAACCUUCCAUUGCUCCGCUUUCCCUUCCCACCUCAAACAAGUCUGCGCAACCGUAGUGCGGGGCAUUUCAAGAUCUCUUGAUCAAGGUCUUGGAAGUCGAUCAGCACAUCUUCAUCUCCCUUUUCACUCAUUCUCUCCCUUAUUCCUCUAUCUUUCAGUAUCAUUCUGCAAUGGCCGGCACUGUUCCGAUUGCUCACUCCUUAGGAGACAUCUACCCAACCGAUGAGCUGCAGUCGCAGACGGAGCGAUGGAAGCAACUGUUGGACAAGUUCUGGCAUCUGCAUCGCCAUGCGCCCGAGUUCAUCUCUCGGUCUCCGGGCCGCGUGAACAUCAUCGGGGAGCACAUUGACUAUUCCCUGUACUCGGUGCUGCCCAUGGCCAUUACCGCGGACGCACUGCUCGCCGUGUCGACCGACCUCACACCCACCAAGGAGGGCACUUUCAAAAUCCAGAUUGCCAAUGUGCAAGAGCAGAAGUUCCCGGCGCAUGAGUUUGACAUUCCUUAUGAUGCUGUCGACAUUAACGCGACAGUGCAUGAGUGGACCAACUACUUCAAAUCCGGGCUGCGAGGGGCUCUGGAGCUCCUGCGCAAGAAGCACGGCGCUGACUUCAAGCCCAAGAGCAUGAAGAUUCUGAUGGACGGCACCGUCCCCGCCGGCGGCGGCCUGAGUUCGAGCGCAGCCUUCGUCACGGCGAGUGCUCUUGCGGUCAUGGUGGCUAACGGUGAGCAGACGGUGGACAAGACCGAGCUGACCGAGCUUGCCAUUGUGAGCGAGCGGGCAGUGGGCGUAAACUCCGGGGGCAUGGAUCAAUCCGCCUCGGUCUUCUCAGAGCGCGGCUCAGCCCUCUUUGUCUCCUUCAGCCCGCGCUUGCAGGCCCGGCCAGUCCAAUUUCCCAAGACCAACCCGGAACUGAUCUUCCUCAUCUGCCAGUCCUUCGUAACCUCAGACAAGUUCGUCACGGGGCCCAUCCACUACAACCUGCGCGUGGUGGAGUGCAGUCUGGCGGCCGCCUAUCUCAACGCCGUGCUCAACCCGCCGGGCACCCGUCUUCCCGCAGACGCCUCGCCGCUCGGCAUCAGUCUGCACGGCUUCCAGGAGACCUACUUCGCCAUAACCGAGCAAGCCACAGGCCAAGACAAGGAUGACGCCGCGCAGCUCUCAUCGCUGAUCGACCUGACCAAGCAGGCCGUUACCAAAGACGAAGGCUACACGCGCGAGGAGAUAGCCUCGGUGCUGGGCCUCUCAGUAGCGGACCUCGAGGCGCAGUUCAUGUCGCGCUUCCCCGUGCGCGCAGAGCGGUUCAAACUUCGUCAGCGGGCGCUGCACGUCUUCAGCGAAGCGCAGCGCGUGCUCCGAUUCAUGGCCAUGCUCGAGGGGGACAACCCGGAAUUGGCAGCGCAGAUCGCCGCGGGCGGCGACACCAGCGCCUACAGCGAGGCGCUGGGCGCGCUGCUCAACGAGUCGCAGGACUCGUGCCGCGACCUGUACGAGUGCAGCUGCGACGAGAUCGACCAGAUCUGCGACAUCGCCCGCAAGGCCGGCGCCGUCGGCAGCCGGUUGACGGGCGCUGGCUGGGGUGGGUGCACCGUCCAUCUCGUGCCGCGCGAUAGGGGGGCUGAGGUGGCCACGGCGUUGGGGAUGCAUUACUACCUCAAGAGGCCCCUGACGCAGGAACAGCAGCAGACGGCGAUGGUGAAGAGCACCCCGGGGAGUGGCAGCGCGAUCUACUUGGUUAAGGAUGGGAAGUUGUGAGCGUCUAUUUUGAAGGGUGUAUGAGGGAAGGAGGAGAGUGCGCGGGGGAGGGGAUAUAGGAGUGGAAGAUCGCUUACCAGUCCGUUUCCUUUACCUUGCCUUCCCAGGCUGGACUUGUACCAUACCAUGGGGUAGCUAUAUCCGGGACGGACGAAUGCCAAAUGCGCUGACUGACCUAAAAAUGAACAAGAAGACGGCGAAAAGACAUGAAGAACGUCCUUGAUAUCCUACA